This is a messenger RNA of Paraglomus occultum, 649 nucleotides long. NCBI's taxonomy places the organism in Eukaryota, Fungi, Glomeromycota, Glomeromycetes, Paraglomerales, Paraglomeraceae. The record is from the annotation of a GenBank genome assembly.
AUGAGCUCUGGAGACGAAAGUUCUACAAGCCAGACGAUACCUCGUCCUGCCAGUCGUCGAGGUCGCCCAAAAAAACGACCUCGCCCGCCUUCGCGCAAGAAACAAUCUCAACCCAUGGUCACGAUUGAAUCGGUAGACAUUUCGGCGAUGGAUAUAUCUAUGGAUUCGACACCUCUAAUAGCGUCGUCUCCGUAUGCAGAGGCGAGUGCAGAAGAUAAUGAUAGCACACCCGUGUCCACUCCGGUCAAGCGAAAACCGGGUCGACCGAGAAGAGAACAAAUCAAACGACGCAAGAAGGAGAACGGAAGAAUUGAUAGAAAAGGCAAUAUGGAAGAGGGUAUGGAUGAAGACGAAGAGGUAGAAAGGAAGAAUAGUGAAGAGGGAUUCAAAGAGAAUAUUGUUCUUGGUGAGAAGAGGUUUGGUGUUGAAAAGGGCAGGGGUAGAGAGAAAGAGAAAAAUAGAGAAAAGGGUAAAAUAGAGAAAGACAAAGAUGGUAAUAGAGAUAAUAAUGCGACAGUUGAUAGUAAUAAACGUGCGGAAUUGACGGAUAAGAGUGCAGAUAAGACAACGGAAGGCUCGGUGGCAACUAAAGAUACGGAAGAUGAGAAGGGUGAACAAAAGAUCACGAGAGAUGGACUUUUAUUAGGAG